CCGACCUGGCCUGGGAGACCGCCCCGCCGCGGCGGCUGGCAGCGAAGCGCUCCGCGGGCGGCAACGCGGCCCCCCGGGCCCCCUCAGGGCGCCUGGCCGCGGGCCUCCUGGGGUUCGGGCCCGGCGGCAGCAGCCGCGAUGGCCCUCAAGAUGGUCAAGGGCAGCAUCGACCGCAUGUUCGACAAGAAUCUGCAGGACCUGGUGCGCGGCAUCCGCAACCACAAGGAGGACGAGGCAAAGUAUAUCUCUCAGUGCAUUGAUGAAAUCAAGCAAGAGCUGAAGCAAGACAACAUUGCAGUGAAAGCAAAUGCGGUCUGCAAGCUGACCUACCUGCAGAUGCUAGGAUAUGACAUCAGCUGGGCUGCCUUCAACAUCAUAGAAGUGAUGAGCGCCUCCAAGUUCACAUUCAAGCGAAUCGGCUACCUCGCUGCUUCCCAGUGCUUUCACGAAGGGACCGACGUCAUCAUGCUGACCACCAACCAGAUCCGCAAGGACCUGAGCAGCCCCAGCCAGUACGACACUGGCGUUGCGCUGACUGGCCUGUCCUGUUUUGUUACCCCAGAUCUUGCCAGAGACUUGGCCAACGACAUCAUGACACUGAUGUCGCACACCAAGCCGUACAUCCGGAAGAAGGCUGUGCUGAUCAUGUACAAGGUGUUCCUGAAGUACCCUGAGUCUCUGCGCCCUGCCUUUCCCCGCCUGAAGGAGAAGCUGGAGGACCCUGAUCCCGGGGUCCAGUCGGCGGCAGUCAACGUCAUCUGUGAGCUGGCCAGACGUAACCCCAAGAACUACCUUUCCCUCGCUCCGCUCUUCUUCAAGCUCAUGACCUCCUCCACCAACAACUGGGUCCUCAUUAAGAUUAUCAAACUGUUUGGUGCUCUGACCCCCUUGGAGCCAAGGUUGGGUAAGAAGCUGAUUGAGCCUCUCACCAACCUGAUCCACAGCACGUCUGCCAUGUCCCUUCUGUACGAGUGUGUCAACACCGUCAUUGCAGUGCUCAUCUCGCUGUCGUCUGGCAUGCCCAACCAUAGUGCCAGCAUCCAGCUCUGUGUUCAGAAACUGAGGAUAUUAAUAGAAGACUCCGAUCAGAACUUGAAGUACCUGGGGCUCCUGGCCAUGUCCAAGAUCCUGAGGACACACCCCAAGUCCGUGCAGGCGCACAAGGACCUUGUCCUGCAGUGCCUGGACGACAAGGACGAGUCCAUCCGGCUGCGGGCCCUCGACCUCCUGUACGGCAUGGUGUCCAAGAAGAACCUGAUGGAGAUCGUCAAGAAGCUGAUGACCCACGUGGACAAGGCCGAGGGCACGACCUACCGCGACGAGCUGCUCACCAAGAUCAUUGACAUCUGCAGCCAGUCCAACUACCAGCACAUCACCAACUUCGAGUGGUACAUCAGCAUCCUGGUGGAGCUGACCCGACUGGAGGGCACCCGCCACGGCCACCUCAUCGCCGCCCAGAUGCUGGAUGUGGCCAUCCGCGUGAAGGCCAUCCGCCGGUUUGCCGUGUCGCAGAUGUCCGCGCUGCUUGACAGUGCCCACCUGGUGGCCAGCAGCACCCAGCGCAGCAGCAUCUGCGAGGUGCUCUACGCAGCCGCCUGGAUCUGCGGGGAGUUCUCCGAGCACCUACAGGAGCCCCAGCAGACCCUGGAGGCCAUGCUGCGGCCCAAAGUCACCACCCUGCCGGGUCACAUCCAAGCCGUGUAUGUGCAAAACGUAGUCAAGCUGUACGCAGCCAUCCUGCAGCAGAAAGAGCAGGCCGCGGACGCACAGGCGGCCCAGGAGGUCACGCAGCUCCUAGUGGAGCGGCUGCCCCAGUUUGUGCAGAGCGCGGACCUGGAAGCCCAGGAGCGGGCAUCCUGCAUCUUGCAGCUGGUCAAACACGUCCAGAAGCUUCAGGCCAGGGAUGUGCCGGUGGCAGAAGAAGUGAGUGCCCUCUUUGCUGGGGAGCUGAACCCCGUGGCUCCCAAGGCACAGAAGAAGGUUCCGGUCCCCGAAGGCCUGGACCUGGACGCCUGGAUCAAUGAGCCGCUCUCGGACAGUGAGUCUGAGGAUGAGAAGCCCAAGGCCAUCUUCCACGACGAGGAGCCACGGCAUGCCAAGCAGCGGCCGCCCGAGGCGGACGAGCAGGAACUGGCCCGGCGCCGCGAGGCCCGGAAGCAGGAGCAGGCCAACAACCCAUUCUACAUCAAGAGUUCCCCGUCCCCCCAAAAGCGGUACCAGGACGCGCCAGGUGUGGACCACAUUCCCGUGGUGCAGAUUGACCUCUCGGUGCCCUUGAAGGUGCCAGGGAUGCCCGUGUCAGGCCAGUACGUGAAGCCGGAGGCAGCGCGGCGGCACCGGCAGAGGCUGGAGGACAAGAGAAGGAGCAAGAAGAGGGCGCGGGAGAGGCGGGGGGCCCGGCGCCACACGGCGCUGCACACGGACAGCGACGGCGACGCCACCCCCGCGCAGCGUGUGGACAUCGUCACCGAGGAGAUGCCCGAGAACGCCCUGCCCAGCGACGAGGACGACAAAGACCCCAACGACCCCUACAGGGCCCUGGACAUCGACUUGGACAAGCCCCUAGCCGACAGUGAGAAGCUGCCUGUCCAGAAGCACAGGGAUGCUGAGACUUCCAAGUCCCCGGAGAGACGCGGCGCCACUGUCGUGGAGAAGAAGCGCGAGAAGCCCCAGAGGAAGGAGAAGCGGCGGCAGGGGAAAGAGCGAGAUGAGCGGGGGCAGGCGGAGCAGGGUGUGGACUUAGACUUCUGGCUGUCCACCACGCCGCCUGCUGCCACCCCGGCCCCGGAGGAGCCCAGCGUGAACGCCGCGGUCACUGCCCCUAAGGAGGAGCCCAGGGGAGGGGAGCAGGACGCCGGCGAGGUCGCAGAGCAGGACCUUGAGAAGAAGCCUUCCGAGCAGAAGAAGAAGAAACACAAGAAGGACAAGGGGGAGCGCUCCAAAGACAAGAAGAGACCCAAGAAGGGGGCGCCUCCGAGGGAAGGGGACGCCGAGCCUGUGCAGAACGGCGCGCUCCGUGAGGAGCCCCUUCCGCCUAUGUCUAGGUACUCUCUCCUGGCUGAAAACUCUUACAUCAAAAUGACGUACGACGUGCAGGGCAGCCUGCAGAAGGACAGCCAGGUCACGGUGUCCAUGGUCCUGGAGAACCAGAGCAGCAGCUUCCUCAAGAACAUGGAGCUCAACGUGCUGGACUCACUCAACGCCCGACUGGCCCGGCCAGAGGGCUCCUCGGUCCACGACGGUGUCCCCGUGCCUUUCCAGCUGCCCCCUGGCAUCUCCAACGAAGCCCAGUUUGUGUUCACCAUUCAGAGCAUCGUCACGGCGCAGAAGCUCAAAGGGACCCUGUCUUUCAUCGCCAAGAAUGACGAAGGUUCCACCCAUGAGAAGCUGGACUUCAAGCUGCACUUCACCUGCACCUCGUACUUGGUCACCACGCCGUGCUACAGUGACGCGUUUGCCAAGUUGUUGGAGUCCGGGGACCUGAGCAUGAGCUCAGUCAAGGUUGAUGGCAUUAGCAUGUCCUUCCAGAACCUUCUGGCAAAGAUCUGUUUUCACCACCGUUUUUCCGUUGUGGAGCGGGUGGACUCCUGCGCCUCCGUGUACAGCCGCUCCAUCCAGGGCCACCACGUGUGCCUCCUGGUGAAGAAGGGUGAGAAGUCGGUGUCGGUGGAUGGGAAGUGCAGCGAUGCAACGCUGCUGAGCAACGUGCUGGAGGAGAUGAAGGAAACGCUGGCCAGAUGCUGA
This is a messenger RNA of Lipotes vexillifer (Yangtze River dolphin), 3744 nucleotides long. It is a transcript of the gene AP3D1, whose product is annotated as adaptor related protein complex 3 subunit delta 1. The record is from RefSeq and is a predicted model, not a curated record. The transcript has 33 exons. NCBI's taxonomy places the organism in Eukaryota, Metazoa, Chordata, Mammalia, Artiodactyla, Lipotidae. Bases 139 to 3744 code for a protein of 1201 amino acids. Gene Ontology annotation, cellular component: endosome membrane; terminal bouton; presynaptic endosome. Gene Ontology annotation, biological process: synaptic vesicle membrane organization; anterograde synaptic vesicle transport; synaptic vesicle budding from endosome.